This is a messenger RNA of Penicillium verhagenii, 783 nucleotides long. Its product is annotated as zinc finger MYND domain-containing protein. The transcript has a single exon. NCBI's taxonomy places the organism in Eukaryota, Fungi, Ascomycota, Eurotiomycetes, Eurotiales, Aspergillaceae. Bases 1 to 783 code for a protein of 260 amino acids. The record is from RefSeq and is a predicted model, not a curated record.
AUGUCGGAUUCUCCAGCUACCAAGUGCAGAUACUGCAACACCAUCAGCUCAAACGAAUCCUCACUGAAACGAUGCUCUCGCUAUCACUCGGCAUAUUACUGUUCCAAGGAUUGCCAGAAAGCUGACUGGAAGACGCAUAAAAAGACAUGCAACAGCAAAUCUGACACCCAAUCCCGUGCUUCAACCAGCAAUCCAGCUGGACCAGACCGCAAUCAAACUUCUACGGGUUCUACCCGCGCACUGGACGUGGAUAUUGCCAAGCCCUUCCAUCAGCUUCAUGCCAAGAAAUGGCUCCACGGUCGAUCCGAAACAGACGUUUACAAGCUACUCGUUGACACAUACCGGCUGCGCGUGGAGUACGAUGCCAAGUUUGGCGGCAUCAUCGACGAAGACGGAAUUUAUGGGAAGUCUAAAGACUUGAGGAAGGGGUUCAAGCGGUUUUUAACCAAGGGUGAAAGCCAACGGGACCUGCUGCCAGAAUGGUGGACUGAUGACAAGACCGACAAGUGCAUCACAUUUGGAAUGACGGAUUUAACCUGGAGACUGGAGUCUGCUGUUGAGAAAGAUGAGCUUGCUAAACUUUAUGGCAGCCCGUCGAUGCCCAUGCAGCUGCGAAUCUUUAGUGAGCAGAUUUAUGGAUGCGCAUCCGGUGGGUUGCCUGGUGGAAGGUCUGGAUUGAGUUACUUGAGUAUGAAGAUGGAUAUGGAGAGUGGCCAUCUCAAAAUUCAAGCUCAGCCUUCGUGGUCUUCCAUUUUGAGUGAGAUACUCGGCGACGAUGCCUGA